Messenger RNA from Abrus precatorius (Indian licorice), 1077 nucleotides. RefSeq names its product dof zinc finger protein DOF2.4-like. Gene Ontology annotation, molecular function: DNA-binding transcription factor activity; DNA binding. Gene Ontology annotation, biological process: regulation of DNA-templated transcription. The record is from RefSeq and is a predicted model, not a curated record. The transcript has 2 exons. NCBI's taxonomy places the organism in Eukaryota, Viridiplantae, Streptophyta, Magnoliopsida, Fabales, Fabaceae.
AUGGUUUAUACUUCCAUCCCAGCAUAUAUUGAUCAAGCCAACUGGCAGCAACAGGUAAAUAAUUAAAGGCAGCCAAAUCAUCAACCAGGAAACAACAACACUGGUUCCAGUUCCCAUCUUAUUCUUCCACCACCACCACAACAACCGCCGCCAUCGCUACCGCCAUCGCACCUGCAUGGACCCAGUGGCACUACCACUGGAUCCAUCAGGCCAGGUUCCAUGGCGGAUAGGGCCAGGAUAGCCAACAUACCCAUGCAAGAAGCUCAACAAAAGUGUCCAAGAUGUGAUUCCACCAACACAAAGUUUUGCUACUUCAACAACUACAGUCUCUCUCAGCCCCGCCACUUCUGCAAGACUUGCAGAAGGUACUGGACACGUGGCGGAGCCUUAAGGAACGUUCCGGUUGGUGGCGGCUGCCGAAGGAACAAGAGGAGCAAGGGAAGCACCUCUGGCAGUGCCAAGUCGCCGGCAAACUCCGAUCGCCAAACUGCUAGUGCUGGUUCUGCCUCUACAACCAGUGGUUCUUCUUCUGCUGACAUGGUGGUAGGUCUUGGCCCUCCAGUGCCUUCUUCUCUUAGAUUCAUGGCUCCAUUGCAUCAACUCAGCGAUCACCACCUUGGUGGAGAAAUAGGCUUAAACUAUGGCUUGAACUAUGGUGCGAUUUCGGGUCCAAUGGGAGGAGUAGGAGACUUGAAUUUCCAUAUAGGAAGUACUUUGAAUAGUGGUGGUUCUGUGUUAUCUGGUUUGGACCAAUGGAGGGUGCCACAAACACACCAAUUUCCCUUCUUGUCUGGUUUGGAAGCUUCUUCAUCGCAUGGGUUGUACCCAUUUGAAAGUGGUAAUAAUGAUGGUUUUGGUGGUGCUCCUAAGGUUUCAACUUCUGGGGUGAUGUCUCAGCUUGCUUCUGUGAAAAUGGAAGAGAAUCAGCAACUUGGUUUCCCUAGACAGUUCUUGGGUAUGAAUAGUAAUAACCCUAAUACAAGUGAGCAAUAUUGGAGUGGUGGUGGUGGUGCCACUGCAGCUUGGACGGAUCUUUCUGCCUUUACCUCUUCUUCCACUACUAGUAACCCACUAUAA